ACUUGGGGGAGACGUUUAAACACUUUCUCCAGGUUGGGCGGGCCUCGUCGGGGAGGGGUUUGUGGGUGAUCCCUGGGUCCCCCGCCCGCUGAGGAGAUGGAUGAGGACGGGCUUCCUCUCAUGGGGUCAGGCAUAGACCUGACCAAGGUGCCAGCUAUUCAACAGAAAAGAACGGUGGCAUUUCUAAACCAGUUUGUGGUGCACACUGUACAGUUCCUCAACCGCUUUUCUACAGUUUGUGAGGAGAAACUGGCAGACCUUUCUCUUCGUAUCCAACAAAUUGAAACAACUCUCAAUAUUUUGGAUGCAAAGUUGUCAUCUAUCCCAGGCCUAGAUGAUGUCACAUUUGAAGUAUCUCCUGUAAGUGUCACUAGUGUCACAAAUGAACCACAUUCUGAAACCACUUCAGAGCAAUCACAGCAGAACAGUUUACAAGACUCUGGACCACAGGAAAGUGAAGUAACAGCAGAAAAUAUCUUAACUGUAGCCAAGGAUCCAAGAUAUGCCAGAUAUCUCAAAAUGGUUCAAGUGGGUGUUCCAGUCAUGGCAAUAAGAAACAAAAUGAUAUCGGAAGGACUAGACCCAGAUCUUCUUGAAUCUUUCUGUGACUCUUCUACGGCCUUCAACAUGCAAUCUAACAUAUUAGAAUUGCAGGAGGCCAGAUGCGCCAGUGCCUGAUGGCGAAGGUGAAAAAAAUACAGAAGAAAGUUCAGAUAGUGAAUCUUCUUUUAGUGACUAAGCUUAAUUUUGAUAGCAAUUAUAUAUACAUGUGUAGGUGUACAUUUACGUGCUAUCAGAAAGAGAGCCUGAACUUGAACCCUGAGUCAUAAAAACAUCAAAUAGCCAAAUAGCCACCACCAAGCUUCUUCGGUGUUAUAAGUAAAUAAGUAAAUAAAUAAAUAAAUAAAUAAAUAAAAUAAAGCAUU
Messenger RNA from Hipposideros armiger (great roundleaf bat), 926 nucleotides. It is a transcript of the gene WASHC3, whose product is annotated as WASH complex subunit 3. The record is from RefSeq and is a predicted model, not a curated record. The coding region runs from base 97 to 678 and encodes 193 amino acids. NCBI's taxonomy places the organism in Eukaryota, Metazoa, Chordata, Mammalia, Chiroptera, Hipposideridae. Gene Ontology annotation, biological process: actin filament polymerization; exocytosis. Gene Ontology annotation, cellular component: WASH complex. The transcript is spliced from 8 exons.